UUGGCCUCUUAGUCUUGGAAAAUACAGCAUGAUGGAGAGGUAUUACUUAUUAAUGAAAUGGAAGAAGGACUUGCCUUUCAGCCAUUUUGUCAAGUUUUGAACAUUUCCUUGUGAUUUGUUUCACAUUUAAAUGAUAUGUAUAUUUACAUGGGCAUGCAAACAACAGGUGUAUGAAUAUAUGGUAACUCAAAAAGAUAGUGUUUUAAAAUACUGUUGGAGUUGGUUAAAGAAAUUUGUGCACAAAAACAUUAAUACAACCACUGGGAAGUCUUGUUGCAAUUGAAAAUCCAUAGGGGAGGGGAGGAUGUGUUUUUUUUGGCUCUGGAGUCCAAUUAUCAGGGGUUUAUGGGUGUUAAGCUCCCAGAAACUCCGGGUUCACGGGUUUGAAGGACCAAAAACAAAUAUGCUGUGUUUGUCUCUGAAAGUUGUGUGUGCUGUGUUUAUUUCAGAAUUUUCUGUUAUCUUUGCCAAGGAUAUGGCCUAUUUCCUGAGCAACCAGAUGGAUAGACUUAACGAGGUGUUACCUGAGGGGUAUGUGCACACCUUCCUGAUUCGUCACCCCCGUAAAACAGUGGCCUCCCUCUACAAGGCCUCACUCAAUGAUUCCACAAAGGGUUUUAAUUAUUUUGAUCCGGCUCAAGCAGAGUUCAAAUCUUUACACGACUUAUUCUUCACGAUUAAGGGGCAGACUGGGGAAACACCUUUAGUGAUAGAUGCUGAUGACCUUCUUGAAAAUCCAGAUCGCAUGCUUAAAAAGUACUGCAUGAAGACUGGUCUAACAUUCUCUGAGAAGAUGCUGAAGUGGGACCGUGGGGGUAUGUCAGACCUGGAGGAAGCAUUCCCUGGGUGGCAGGAGGUGCUCAACGAGACAACAGGUUUUCUGAAGCCUCAGGCCACCAGCCCAAAGGAAGACCCGAAGUUGUCAGAAGCUGCAGAACAAGCCAUUCAUGACAACAUGGAGUACUACAAUACUCUGUACAGUUACAGGAUAUCAUGCUGAUCACACUGAUCAUACAUGAUAAUAAACUAUAUACAAACUCACUCAUACAUUAUACUAGUAUCUCAACAUUUUUAUCCAUCAAUCCUUCUUUGACAUCACUCAGCAUGUAGUAUGAAGAGUUGUGGAGAAUUUAUAGAAUUUUCUAAGACAGUUUUUCCUGUAUUGUUUAUACACAUAUCAAGACCUGGCUGCAAGAUUGUGGUGGAAAUGCUUGGUAACAUUUUACUCAGUACGUCAGAUACAAGAAAAUAUAUGUCAAACCAGCUUGUGUAUUUAUAACAUUUGCUGAUAAUAUAAACAGCACUACCAAACAUAUCCAGCAGAUGACCAGUUUUAGUGGUCAUGGUAUGUAUACAAUGUUGUUAAACAGUUUUACAUUUUUUUUUUAUGAGACUGAUACCUGAUGGGUUACACUUUGUGGUACUUAAGGUAUUAAAAUAACACUUGUUUGCUGUUCAUGUCAAAAGCCUAAUUGCACCGAGCAUACUUAUAUGACUGGUUAUUGAUUUUUUUUUGUCUAAACUUUGCCUAUGGUUAUCUUUCAAAUACUCAGUGAUGAAAGCCGUAUCUUUUAGCUGUGACAAGCAACUUUAUAUGUCGUGACAAAUUUCUGACAUUCUAUCAAACAUGGACAAUUCACUUAAACAAUCCCGGAUGACCACGACUUUAUGCAGAAUAUCACAUGCACCUAUUGUGACUUUGCACUUGUUGUUUAUUUUGGUUUAGAGAUUAGACAAGUGUUAAUUAGUAAUUGCAUUUCUGUGAUGUUUUAUCCUCCAAACAAAGGCAAAGAAAUUCAUAUUCCCUUCUGCUCUGGACAUGUCAGAAAAUUGGAUCAAUAUUUUUCUCAUUGCUUGAUAACUAAUCUUUUUAUCUGUCUAAUUCUAUGAGGUAAAAAUGUGUUCCUUGGGCAUUCACGCCUAAAAGGGCUCAAGUCCAAAGUUUAUCCAGAGAAUUUGAUGAAAUUUUUUUUCCUCUUGCUCGAUGUUAAUUUUUUUUAAAAUCUGUCAUUUUUAUUUGGCCAGAUAAAAAAAAUCCUACCAACCUACUCCUUAUUUACUGGUAGUGUUGUGUUACACCUAGUUGUGAGAGAGACAUAGCUUCCACAUUGAUUACCAGAUGGUAAAUAUAUAUUUGUGACUUGUCAGUGAACAACUGAGGUACUCUGGUGGUGUUGUUCCACUUCUCUCAGACUUGGAAUAUUGCUCAAUGCUUUGGGCAAUGUAUUGGGAAAGGCGUUUCAAGUCAGUAUCUGAUAUCUUAUAGAAUAAGGUAGCCACAAUCGUUGUCCAUAAGUUUUUACCACAGUCAGAAUACACACAUUCACAUAUACUUAUACCACAAUCUCGCAGAACACACACAUUGUGUUUAACAUAGUUGUCAUAGUUGUCAAUUUGGAAGGCUUUCGUCGGGGAAUAGGAUGUAAGUUGUCUUUCAUAAUCCUGUACUAUUUGAUAUUUUCCACAACUUUUUAACAUUAGAUCAUCAUAAUGAAAUACGUAGAAGUUCGUUGGUCAUUAUAUUAUGUCAACUAGGCCCUACACUGUUUU
Molecule: messenger RNA, 2550 nt
Organism: Liolophura sinensis
Lineage: Eukaryota; Metazoa; Mollusca; Polyplacophora; Chitonida; Chitonidae
Exons: 3
Coding region: 305-1000 (231 amino acids)
Source: RefSeq, a predicted model, not a curated record